CACCUACUCUCACAUCGCGUUCGUGCUCUCUGCCAACGCCAACCCCGACGCCCUCCCGCCCUCCCCUCCUCAUCCUUCACGAUGCGUGUCUGCUCGGCGUCCGCAGCGCGCUUCAUUACACUCAUUUCUUUCGCGCUCCUUUCCUCACACUCUUUCAUCUUGGCAAACGCUCAGAGCACCACCGAUCUGGGCAGCGGCAUUACCAACGACCUUCCUGGGUCGUCGUCGACGCAGGCAUCUGUGCCUGUGACUAGCCCUUCUUCAACGCCCGAGGCAUCGACGUCUACGCCUACGACGACCAGCGAGCCGCCAACCACUACGUCCCAAACCCCGACCACAACAUCGACCCGGUCAUCCACUGCCGCUCCUGUGACCACUAGUGCGACGCCCGAUACUCAGUCUACCACCUCAUCCACGUCCUCCGACACCGACUCUGCCACCCAGUCCUCGUCUUCUUCGUCCUCGUCUUCCUCUUCGUCCUCGUCCUCUUCUUCGAGCACCACUUCAUCUUCGUCCACUUCCUCUUCUACUUCCUCCUCGUCCUCCUCGACGGGAGUCACCCUAGUCAAGACCACAGCUACUGCGACUACCACGUCCGCCUCGUCGCGCCAUGUCUCCACAGGCACCGACACGACGGCCUACACAUGGCUUUCUCCCACUGCUUCCGAUGCCGCCGCUGCUGCGAACAACGUAUCAGCAUCAUCCAACAGCUUCUUUGACAACAAGGGUGCCGUCGCAGGAACCUUCUCCGUCGUUGGCGUAGUCGUCGUCGGAGCAAUCAUCGUCGCGAUCCUCUACGCCAAACGUCGCGCUGCGCGUCUGCAAGAUGAGGAGGACAUGACGUACUUCGAGAAGUACAAUGCCGGAAACGACAACAUGAACGAUGGUGUUGGGGAGAUGAGCUUCGGCAACGAUAACCCGAACGAGGCACAGAUGACGACCCACGCUGCUCAGGACGCAUACCCUGAUCGUUCGAUGCACUACGGCCUUCCGACGAUGGACGAGUACGCCCAGCCCCAGCCUAUGGGCAUACCGUAUGGCGCCGCCGCCCCCGUCGUCGCCACUGGCGCAGGCAUGGAAUACCCCGCUGGCACCGCCUAUGCUCGUGCCCAGGCUCAGCAAGGCCAGCAGUACCAGUACGAAGGCUACGGCACCGCCGCCGCCACCGGGUACGGCCAGGACUACAACACCCAAGGCCAAUACCAGGACGCGUACUACGAGUCGCGCCAGUCCCCGAGCUCGCCCACGCACCCGUACGCCGACCCGCGCAACUCGCCCCGGCAGGAGGGGGCCCCUGCCGUGCAGCAGCACCAGGCGUCCUACGUUGACCUCGUCCAUGGGGAGGCGCGCUGAAGCCUGGGCUGAAAAGCCCACGCGCCGGUGAUAAACCUGGUGGCUUCCCGGACACGUUCGCUGCGUCCGGACAGCCUCGCACAGCGCGCGGGCGAUAUACCCACCACAGACCCUCCACAAGAUAUCAUUCCGUAUAUAUAAGGCGAGCGCUUCUUGCUCACACCUUCGCCCGCUCGCCUGUCGGCCCCCACUACUUUGUUCGGCACCCAACUCUUUUUUGCGGCUCCCUGGUUCCCCCGGCUCGCGAUUUCGGUGCCUCCUGUGCCUGUACGUCUAUAUGGGUCCACGAUGCAUGACUUUUUUGUGUGUUUGUGUUUGUAUACCUACCCCCCUGCCGCUUCCUCCUCCCCGGACUUCCGUCCAACCUUUGUCACUCGUAUGGAUUCGCACGUCUCGGUACUUACUGGGACUCGUUUUGUGUGCGCAAUGACACCACCGCAGAAAUUAGCACCUACUACCUGUACGUUCUAC
Messenger RNA from Trametes versicolor FP-101664 SS1, 1824 nucleotides. RefSeq lists its product as uncharacterized. The coding region runs from base 82 to 1353 and encodes 423 amino acids. Lineage: Eukaryota; Fungi; Basidiomycota; Agaricomycetes; Polyporales; Polyporaceae. The transcript has 3 exons. The record is from RefSeq and is a predicted model, not a curated record.